Molecule: messenger RNA, 895 nt
Organism: Bipolaris sorokiniana ND90Pr
Lineage: Eukaryota; Fungi; Ascomycota; Dothideomycetes; Pleosporales; Pleosporaceae
Exons: 2
Coding region: 218-799 (193 amino acids)
Source: RefSeq, a predicted model, not a curated record
UGCCCAUUCACUCUUGCGCGAUUGCAGCUCACCACAAUCCAAUACUCCCACGCCGCCCCCAGAUUCCCCUGAGAUAUAUUGUCAUGACGUCCCCAGCCAAGCCACGCGAUCGACUUGCCCGGCCCGCUCUGCAUGGACGCAGUGCUGCAAGGCUGCGGUCCCAGUCGGGAUACAGCAUCAUCAUCAUCAUCAUCAAACAUUAUCCAAAACACCCUUGAUGGGCUGGAGCCGCCUGGCCUGCUGCACUACCAACAGCACGUGUGCAUCCAUGUAUUGGCAAGCUAUUCACCUAGUACUCAAGUACACAAGUACGUACUUACGUAGCCAUGUACACAUGCAGAGUACAGUCUACACAUGGCGACUCGUCACCAAAAGCAUGCCGUCGCUAUUACCCCGGCUGGCGUCAUGGCGAGCCCGGCCUCUAGCCAAACGCUUCCCCAUACAUACCACGUACAUGCGCCAUCUCAAUCUCGCCAGCCUCUGGACUAUUAGGGCAAGCCUGGCCACGACGGAUACUAUGGAUUCUGUUCUUUUUGGUCCGCCUGGGGCCUCGUCGUGCAGAAUUAGGCCGUGGGUGCGUGGGGGCAGCCAAUGGCCAGGCGUACAGCAUGGCGCCACACGCCCGCGGUCAUUGCCGCAUUCGUUUUCACAUGGCUGGUGGUGCGGCCAGAUUCAUUUCCCUUGUAUUUGCAAGCUGAGCUAUGCUGGCCAGACGCCAAGCAGUCGUGGGUCGUUAUCUUCGCUUGCUAACUCUAUUCAGCCCUCCAGCCUGCGCCUCGAGCAUCGGUGCCGUAUCUGAAGCGCUAGAAGCAGCGGCGCAUGGGUGCAAACCCAGUUACCACGCUAUCCAAGCGCGACCCGCCCGUCUGUUGAGACAUGAAUAUCCACUAUAGAU